Molecule: messenger RNA, 3478 nt
Organism: Prionailurus viverrinus (fishing cat)
Lineage: Eukaryota; Metazoa; Chordata; Mammalia; Carnivora; Felidae
Gene: CHRNB2
Product: cholinergic receptor nicotinic beta 2 subunit
Exons: 6
Coding region: 1723-3195 (490 amino acids)
Biological process (GO): signal transduction; monoatomic ion transmembrane transport; nervous system process
Cellular component (GO): synapse; neuron projection; postsynaptic membrane
Molecular function (GO): transmembrane signaling receptor activity; acetylcholine-gated monoatomic cation-selective channel activity
Source: RefSeq, a predicted model, not a curated record
UCGGCACAGAGCCCGAUGCAGGGCUCGAACUCACGAGCUGUGAUAUCAUGACCUGAGCUGGAGUCGGACGCUUAACCUACUGAGCCACCCAGGCGCCCCUUAGCGGAACUUUUAAAAAGGGAUUUCCCCUACACACUGGAAGGUGUUGGUCCUGCACUAGCCCUUUUCCUAUUUGUCAAGCCCUCAUGAGAAGCGGGGCGCUGUGCUGGUUCGUGAUUCAGCAGCGGAGGACCGCCACUGCCUUAGACGGAUUCAUUCAUUGGAUGGACAUCCUCUGCAAACAUAGAGCAGGGCGCUGGGCUUAGUCCUCGGUCAAAUACUCCUUCCUUGAGGAACUGACAUUCUGUCAAGUGUUCAAAUAAACAGAAGGUGGUUGAUAAAAGGGCCAAGGGAACUCCCUGUUUAAAAGGCCCUGAAGUGUGAAGGAUGGGGUGGGGGUGGGGUGGAGAAUGUUCACGGUCUUCAAGAGCGCACCUGUAGUUGGAGUGGGGGGCUGUAUAUAGUGGGCUGGAUGAGGCUGAAGAAGUAGGCAGAGACGGAGUAAGACGGAGGCUGCAUGUGUGGUAAGGCUGCUUUAGCCAGGAAAGUUUUAGUCGUAAGUGACAAAAAUCCACCUAAGGAAAAAGGGAAGCCUUUAUUGGCUCGGAAACUAAACGUUCCGGGCUCUUCCUACCAAAGAUGUCACUGAGUUGUGAACCCUCUCUGUCUCACGGUUGCUCUCCUCCGGCUGGCCUGUGUGAUGUGGUCCUCGGAUCCCCUUUGUGACACAGAGGCCGAAGACUGGACUGGAGGGGAAUGGGCAGGGCUAACUGAUAAGGGCCGCUCUUGAAAGUUGCCUUCUCUUCGGGCCAGGUCUAGGCGUCCCCACCUGAGGCCCCCUGGGGGAGGGCAGGAGGUUGGCCUCUGAGGGAGCUUAUGGAGGCGGAGAACGGGACAGGUGUGUGUGUGUGUGUGGGGGGGGGGGUGUCUGUUUCCACACUCGCUUUUUUAAAACGGCAAGCCCAGAGUCCCCUGUCUCUUUGAGGACCUGAAAUGCCUUUGCUCGGCGGCAUCCUCGUCCUUCCAGAGAGGCAGGACCGUUUGGAUUGGUGAGAGCGAACAAGGAGGGCGGCAACGCCAAGAGCUCCUCCCGAAUCCCGCCCCCUCGUUCCGGCGCUGGGUGCCCGGGUGCUGAGCGGCUCCAGAGCUGCUGGGGGCAGAGGGCCGCCCGCUUCCGCCCCGCGCACACGCGGCCUGGGCAGAAGCACGUCCCACCUGGGGACCCCCUUUCUUUCUGGGCUCCGGCGCUUCCGCCUCCGGGGCGGAGACUCCUCCCCUCUCCGUCCCAGUCGCCUUCCCCGGGAGAGCGGCCCGAACAGCCUCCGCCCGCCGACCCCCUCCCGCAGCCCGGCCGCCCCGGCCCGCGCGGCUUCAGCACCGCGGACAGCGCCCCGCCCGCGGCAUGGCCCUGCGCUCUGGCCCCGCCGCGCUGCUGCUCGGCUGCGGCCUCCUCGGGCUGCGCGCAGGGAUCUUUCAGGAGAAGCCAUGAAAACAUGAAAUCUCCAGUCUUUUGAGACCACUGUCUGAGACCUUGCAGGAAGAGCAGGUCUCCACAAUCCUUGCGGAAUGGGUUCCUAGUCUGGAGACAUCUGUGUGGGGCUCCCUGGUCAGUGAUCUCAGAGAACGGCUUCCCCAUGAGGGGCCCCCACGGGCUGACCUAGGCAUUUUGGUGUAUCCUUAGGGAUGGAGCAGCGGGACGCUGCUGUUUCAGCCUGGCUGGCCCACUUGGCUAGGGAGAGCGGGAUGCUAGGUGGGCCCCCCUUGCCCACUUCCUUCCUUCCUGCCCCCCCACUCCCCUGCCCAGGCGUCUGGGGUACUGACACGGAGGAGCGGCUAGUGGAGCACCUCCUAGAUCCUUCCCGGUACAACAAGCUCAUUCGCCCAGCCACCAAUGGCUCUGAGCUGGUGACCGUUCAGCUCAUGGUGUCGCUGGCCCAGCUCAUUAGUGUGCAUGAGCGGGAACAGAUCAUGACCACCAAUGUCUGGCUGACCCAGGAAUGGGAAGAUUAUCGCCUCACCUGGAAGCCUGAGGAGUUCGACAACAUGAAGAAGGUUCGGCUCCCUUCCAAGCACAUCUGGCUGCCGGAUGUGGUCCUAUACAACAACGCCGACGGCAUGUACGAGGUGUCCUUCUAUUCCAACGCCGUGGUCUCCUACGACGGCAGCAUCUUCUGGCUGCCGCCCGCCAUCUACAAGAGCGCCUGCAAGAUCGAGGUGAAGCACUUCCCCUUCGACCAGCAGAACUGCACCAUGAAGUUCCGCUCGUGGACCUACGACCGCACGGAGAUCGACUUGGUGCUCAAGAGUGACGUGGCCAGCCUGGACGACUUCACGCCCAGUGGCGAGUGGGACAUCGUGGCGCUGCCGGGCCGGCGCAACGAGAACCCGGACGACUCCACGUACGUGGACAUCACGUACGACUUCAUCAUCCGGCGCAAGCCCCUCUUCUACACCAUCAACCUCAUCAUCCCCUGCGUGCUCAUCACCUCGCUGGCCAUCCUCGUCUUCUACCUGCCGUCCGACUGCGGCGAGAAAAUGACGCUGUGCAUCUCCGUGCUGCUGGCGCUCACCGUCUUCCUGCUGCUCAUCUCCAAGAUCGUGCCGCCCACCUCGCUGGACGUGCCGCUGGUGGGCAAGUACCUCAUGUUCACCAUGGUGCUGGUCACCUUCUCCAUCGUCACCAGCGUGUGCGUGCUCAACGUGCACCACCGCUCGCCCACCACGCACACCAUGGCGCCCUGGGUCAAGGUCGUGUUCCUGGAGAAGCUGCCCGCGCUGCUCUUCAUGCAGCAGCCGCGCCACCGCUGCGCCCGCCAGCGCCUGCGCCUGCGGCGGCGCCAGCGCGAGCGCGAGGCGGGCGCCCUCCUCUUCCGAGAAGCCCCCGGGGAGCCGGCGGGCCCGGCGCAAGGCUGCGGGCUCCGCGCGGCGGUGGACGGCGUGCGCUUCAUCGCGGACCACGUGCGCAGCGAGGACGACGACCAGAGCGUGAGCGAGGACUGGAAGUACGUCGCCAUGGUCAUCGACCGUCUCUUCCUGUGGAUCUUUGUCUUCGUCUGUGUUUCCGGCACCAUCGGCAUGUUCCUGCAGCCUCUCUUCCAGAACUUCUCCGCUGCCGCCUUCCUGCACGCGGACCGCUCGGCGCCCAGCUCCAAGUGACGCCCUCCCCGGCCCGUGCUCCUUCGGCCCCUUCGCCCGUGCCCUCUGUUGCCGGUAGUUGGGGCGGAGGGGGGACAAGUGAGCUGGGGGCGGGGAGGGGGGGAGGCUGCCGCGGAUCCAUUCUUUCCCGCCCCCCGGGCCCCUCCCCAGCACCUGUGGCGGCACACGGCGGCCGGCCUGUCCCCUUGCACCGGCCAGGCAGGCUGGUGGGGCACGAAGGCUGACGAGGGAGAAUGGGGAUGUGGGCCCUCCACGCCGAGGGAGGAGUGGCAGGGGAGGGGCC